ACUGUCACGUGACAAUGUUUGUAAACGAAGCCAGCUGAUACUGUUGUCAAGAAAUCGAAAUUUCUCCAGGUGAAGGGUUUUUGCAGAGCAGCCAUGCCGGUCGAGGUGGAACAAGAGGAUCUGAGAUAUGUCCCCGAUACACAAAAGAGUUCCAAAAGUCCAGGUGUUAAUUCCCUCGACAAAUGUCUCAUCGAUGCAUCAGAGUGUGGGAACAUAGAGCAGGUGGAGCGCUUGUUGCAGUCUGGUGCCGAAGUAUCGUACUUCCUCAUUUCGAACAACAACAGCAACAUCAUUUACCGCAGCUCUGCUCUGAGUGCAGCGGCUCGUAGUGGCCAUUUUGAAAUUGCUGUGAUGUUGUUGAACUACGAAGGGUGGUGCAGUAGAAGAAGAGGAAGAGAAGAGAACCCGUUCUAUUGGUCGAUUUUGGCGGAGACGUUGUGGAAUAGGAGUAAAGACACUGACAGGGACCCCCUUGUCAACGAUGAUGGUGAACUGUUAGCGUUGUCGGACGAAAGUUAUCACGACCAGGUAUGGCUCCUGUCUAACAUGGAUGUGAUGAAGUAUCUCAUUCACGCUGGAGCGGAUGUCGACAGAAAAUUCCAGAAUGGAUUCACUCCCCUGAUGAUGGCUGUCAAUGAUGGUCUGGAAGAAGUGGUCGGGUUCCUUUUGGAAGCGGGUGCAAACCCAAACAUUUCUACGACCAACAAUCUUACUGCUCUGAUCCUAGCGACCCGCUGUCAAUCAGUAAACAUUUUACAACUAUUGCUAAAGAAUGGUGCCAACCCCAAUGAACCAGACCCGGACCUAAAUGGUCACGUGAUCUCCUACCCUCUAUUCUGGGCCAUCAGCCGAGGUCACCUCCAGCACAUCAGGCUCCUCCUACAGCACGGAGCGGUGCCCAGCCCUGCCCCUGAGUACGUCCUCUACACCUGGGACUUGGUGCAACUCACAGACCUUCACAGCUACCUCCGCAGACUUUCUCCCCUCCACAUGGCUCUGUAUCGGAACAAGCCACACAUGGCACAGUUUUUUUGUGAAGUCGGGUACCUGGUGACCAGCGACGUUUCUGUGUUAGGACGUAGUGACAGAAGCAUCUGGAAUGUUCUGGAAAACAGUGAGGACUCUGAUUCUGACAAUAAGGAAUGUAUUGAUUUUCUACAGGAAUUCUCGAGCAACUGUUUGCCUCUGGUAACUUUGACGUUUUCUCUCAUCUCCAAUAGAAUCGGGUUUAGGGAGGACCGAGAGCAGAGGCUGCUUUCUCUGAGGCUUCCUCCUGCUAUGGAGAAGAGGUUCAUGUUUCGCUCUGCAAUUCCGUCCUUGUGAUUGUGACCGUCAUUGUGAUUGUGAGACAGAGAAAAUGUUUAAGUUUUGCUUUACACCUUUAGCCAUGUGAAAUACCUCACUUUCUCCCAUGUUGAUAGUAGCCUGUGUCAAGAUGCAGUAGAAUCAGGUGCCUGUCAUUUUUUGGGCAUCUGGAGUUAUUGCUAUAAUCUUAAAGCUUGUUCAUUUGGCUUGCUUUUGAUGAAAAAAGCUACCCAUCUAACUUGAAUCUGUCCUCAGAGAAAUUCGCGGGUUGCGCAUGCAACUUUUGGCCUCGGCGCAACUUCUGCCAUUUUCGUGAAUUCGCGAAUUUUAGGCAAUUUUCUGCAAGAGUUGGAAAAAUAAUAAUUUAAUUUAGGUAAAAAUAACCGAAAUUUUCUUCUACAACUAAAA
Molecule: messenger RNA, 1713 nt
Organism: Aplysia californica (California sea hare)
Lineage: Eukaryota; Metazoa; Mollusca; Gastropoda; Aplysiida; Aplysiidae
Product: ankyrin-1
Exons: 3
Coding region: 94-1323 (409 amino acids)
Molecular function (GO): protein binding
Source: RefSeq, a predicted model, not a curated record